Messenger RNA from Nematolebias whitei (Rio pearlfish), 1291 nucleotides. It is a transcript of the gene tmem8b, whose product is annotated as transmembrane protein 8B. Gene Ontology annotation, cellular component: plasma membrane. The record is from RefSeq and is a predicted model, not a curated record. The coding region runs from base 1 to 1149 and encodes 382 amino acids. Lineage: Eukaryota; Metazoa; Chordata; Actinopteri; Cyprinodontiformes; Rivulidae. The transcript is spliced from 8 exons.
AUGGGGUCUACCCUGAAAGGAGCUAAUCUCACAGUCUUUGGUUGCCUUAACCACGGGAUGCCUCUCUUCUUGCGAGAAAACUCAUCACUGAAUUGCGAAUCAGAAUCGAUGGCUGGCUUUUUCCUCUCUGUGAACGUCUCUGCUAAUAUUACCAAACUGAGAAUUCCCUACCCACAAACAGGCACUUGGUACCUUAGUCUGCGCUCUCUAUGUGCCACUGAACACGGAUUUGAAGCAUGCACCAACGUAACAGCAGAGGUGUACAUGCGCUCAUACCUGACUCCGUGCAUCAACGACUGCGGGACGUACGGACAGUGCAAGCUCCUGCGCACCAACAACUACCUUUACGCCGCGUGCGAAUGCAAAGCAGGCUGGAACGGCUGGGGGUGCACGGACAACUCCGAAGCCUACACCUACAGUUUCCAGCUCCUCUCCACGCUGCUGCUCUGUCUCAGUAACCUGAUGUUUGUCCCACCUGUGGCCAUCGCCAUCCGAAGCCACUACCUGCUGGAGGCUUCCGUCUACAUCUUCACCAUGUUCUUCUCCACCUUUUACCAUGCAUGUGACCAGCCGGGGAUUGUGGUCUUUUGCAUCAUGGAGUAUGACGUCCUGCAGUUUUGUGACUUCCUCGGGUCGCUCAUGUCGGUGUGGGUCACGGUGAUUGCUAUGGCCAGGCUGAAGUCCAUCGUCAAACAGGUGUUGUAUUUGCUGGGGGCGAUGUCUCUGUCCAUGGCUUUGCAGCUGGACCGUCACGGUCUGUGGAACCUGCUGGGGCCGAGCCUGUUCGCGCUGGGCAUCAUGGCUGUAGCAUGGACGGUGCGCACUGUUCGCCGGCGGCGCUGCUACCCGCCCACCUGGAAGCGCUGGGUCUUCUUCCUCUUCCCCGGCACCAUGAUCGCCAUGUCCGCCGUGGCGCUGUAUGCGUUCGUGGAGACGGAGGAGAACUACUUUUACAUCCACAGCAUCUGGCACAUGCUGAUCGCAGGCAGCGUGGGUUUCCUGUUGCCACCUCGCGCCAAACCCGACGCCAAGGUGACCCCGCUGAAACGUAAGCGGGGCUGCGGCUAUCAGCUGUGCGUGAACGAACACGAGGAACUGGGCCUGGUGGAUCCAGCCAUUAUAUCCAUCAACAGCAUCUGCACCAGCUGAUAAACUCUCAGCUCCUCAUAUUUUAUUUUAUUUUUACUUUUUUUUUUUUUUUUUACCUUAGAGACACUCCAUUGCCUUCUUUUACUUGGGGAAUUCACACACAGGAAUUGAAGCCACAGAACCUUUAAAAAAAAAAAAAAAA